This is a messenger RNA of Pan troglodytes (chimpanzee), 3785 nucleotides long. It is a transcript of the gene GK, whose product is annotated as glycerol kinase. Bases 175 to 1920 code for a protein of 581 amino acids. Gene Ontology annotation, molecular function: glycerol kinase activity. Gene Ontology annotation, biological process: glycerol metabolic process; triglyceride metabolic process; glycerol-3-phosphate biosynthetic process. The transcript is spliced from 21 exons. Lineage: Eukaryota; Metazoa; Chordata; Mammalia; Primates; Hominidae. Gene Ontology annotation, cellular component: mitochondrion. The record is from RefSeq and is a predicted model, not a curated record.
GGAGGGGCGGGGUGAGAAGGCUGCGCGCGGGUAAAGGGGCCGCCUCGAGCGCGGUCCGAGCGUUCAGCGGACGCGCGCGGCCUCGAUCUCUGGACUCGUCACCUGCCCCUCCCCCUCCCGCCGCCGUCACCCAGGAAACCGGCCGCAAUCGCCGGCCGACCUGAAGCUGGUUUCAUGGCAGCCUCAAAGAAGGCAGUUUUGGGGCCAUUGGUGGGGGCGGUGGACCAGGGCACCAGUUCGACGCGCUUUUUGGUUUUCAAUUCAAAAACAGCUGAACUACUUAGUCAUCAUCAAGUAGAAAUAAAACAAGAGUUCCCAAGAGAAGGAUGGGUGGAACAGGACCCUAAGGAAAUUCUACAUUCUGUCUAUGAGUGUAUAGAGAAAACAUGUGAGAAACUUGGACAGCUCAAUAUUGAUAUUUCCAACAUAAAAGCUAUUGGUGUCAGCAACCAGAGGGAAACCACUGUAGUCUGGGACAAGAUAACUGGAGAGCCUCUCUACAAUGCUGUGGCUGCUCCAGUUUCUCCUGGCCCUUCAGUUCCAGUUGCCGUUGUUCCCUCUGGCUCUUCAGUUCCAGCUCCUGGUACUUCCUCAGUGUGGCUUGAUCUAAGAACCCAGUCUACCGUUGAGAGUCUUAGUAAAAGAAUUCCAGGAAAUAAUAACUUUGUCAAGUCCAAGACAGGCCUUCCACUUAGCACUUACUUCAGUGCAGUGAAACUUCGUUGGCUCCUUGACAAUGUGAGAAAAGUUCAAAAGGCCGUUGAAGAAAAACGAGCUCUUUUUGGGACUAUUGAUUCAUGGCUUAUUUGGAGUUUGACAGGAGGAGUCAAUGGAGGUGUCCACUGUACAGAUGUAACAAAUGCAAGUAGGACUAUGCUUUUCAACAUUCAUUCUUUGGAAUGGGAUAAACAACUCUGCGAAUUUUUUGGAAUUCCAAUGGAAAUUCUUCCAAAUGUCCGGAGUUCUUCUGAGAUCUAUGGCCUAAUGAAAGCUGGGGCCUUGGAAGGUGUGCCAAUAUCUGGGUGUUUAGGGGACCAGUCUGCUGCAUUGGUGGGACAAAUGUGCUUCCAGAUUGGACAAGCCAAAAAUACGUAUGGAACAGGAUGUUUCUUACUAUGUAAUACAGGCCAUAAGUGUGUAUUUUCUGAUCAUGGCCUUCUCACCACAGUGGCUUACAAACUUGGCAGAGACAAACCAGUAUAUUAUGCUUUGGAAGGUUCUGUAGCUAUAGCUGGUGCUGUUAUUCGCUGGCUAAGAGACAAUCUUGGAAUUAUAAAGACCUCAGAAGAAAUUGAAAAACUUGCUAAAGAAGUAGGUACCUCUUAUGGCUGCUACUUCGUCCCAGCAUUUUCGGGGUUAUAUGCACCUUAUUGGGAGCCCAGCGCAAGAGGGAUAAUCUGUGGACUCACUCAGUUCACCAAUAAAUGCCAUAUUGCUUUUGCUGCAUUAGAAGCUGUUUGUUUCCAAACUCGAGAGAUUUUGGAUGCCAUGAAUCGAGACUGUGGAAUUCCACUCAGUCAUUUGCAGGUAGAUGGAGGAAUGACCAGCAACAAAAUUCUUAUGCAGCUACAAGCAGACAUUCUGUAUAUACCAGUAGUGAAGCCCUCAAUGCCCGAAACCACUGCACUGGGUGCUGCUAUGGCGGCAGGGGCUGCAGAAGGAGUCGGCGUAUGGAGUCUCGAACCCGAGGAUUUGUCUGCCGUCACGAUGGAGCGGUUUGAACCUCAGAUUAAUGCUGAGGAAAGUGAAAUUCGUUAUUCUACAUGGAAGAAAGCUGUGAUGAAGUCGAUGGGUUGGGUUACAACUCAAUCUCCAGAAAGUGGUGACCCUAGUAUCUUCUGUAGUCUGCCCUUGGGCUUUUUUAUAGUGAGUAGCAUGGUAAUGUUAAUCGGAGCAAGGUACAUCUCAGGUAUUCCAUAAAACCUACCAACUCAUGGAUUCCCAAGAUGUGAGCUUUUUACAUAAUGAAAGAACCCAGCAAUUCUGUCUCUUAAUGCAAUGACACUAUUCAUAGACUUUGAUUUUAUUUAUAAGCCACUUGCUGCAUGACCCUCCAAGUAGACCUGUGGCUUAAAAUAAAGAAAAUGCAGCAAAAAGAAUGCUAUAGAAAUAUUUGGUGGUUUUUUUUUUUUUAAACAUCCACAGUUAAGGUUGGGCCAGCUACCUUUGGGGCUGACCCCCUCCAUUGCCAUAACAUCCUGCUCCAUUCCCUCUAAGAUGUAGGAAGAAUUCGGAUCCUUACCAUUGGAAUCUUCCAUCGAACAUACUCAAACACUAUUGGACCAGGAUUUGAGUCUCUGCAUGACAUAUACUUGAUUAAAAGGUUAUUACUAACCUGUUAAAAAUCAGCAGCUCUUUGCUUUUAACAGACACCCUAAAAGUCUUCUUUUCUACAUAGUUGAAGACAGCAACAUCUUCACUGAAUGUUUGAAUAGAAACCUCUACUAAAUUAUUAAAAUAGACAUUUAGUGUUCUCACAGCUUGGAUAUUUUUCUGAAAAGUUAUUUGCCAAAACUGAAAUCCUUCAGAUGUUUUCCAUGGUCCCACUAAUUAUAAUGACUUUCUGUCUGGAUCUUAUAGGAAAGGAUACUUUCUUUUUUCUUCCAUCUUUCCUUUUUAUAUUUUUUACUUUGUAUGUAUAACAUACAUGCCUAUAUAUUUUAUACACUGAGGGUAGCCCAUUUAUAAAUUAAGAGCACAUUAUAUUCAGAAGGUUCUAACAGGGCUGGUCUUAAGUGAACCACUGUGUAUAUAAAUAUGUUGGAAAACAGCUGUAUACAUUUUUGGGCAACGGUUAUGCAUAAUAUUUACCAGGAGAAUUUUUUUCUUAACAAGCCAACAUUUAAAAUUUAUGUUUUAUGUCAAUAAAAGAAAAUACACUUUAUUGUGACUUCAACUAUAUUUCUUAUCCCUUACAUUUUUAUUUAAUUGUCUUAGCUUAAAAAAAGAAGAAACUGUGGAAUACUACAGUAAAUAUUGUUUUCAAACACAAGCAAUAAUUCAAAUAGUUAUUUUUCUUUUGAAUUAAUUUUAGACAUAUUUUGGAUCCUAUUGAGGGGAUAAGAGGAUGUCAAAAAAGUUAAAUACCUAAGUAGAAAAAAAUAUAGAAAUAAAGCCAAGAAUCUCUUUCAGUUCAAAUGUUAUCAAUUGUUAAUAAGAAAUUGCUAUCUGGGAUGACAGAAUUACCUCUGCUUAGUAUCUUAUUAUAACUGAAAGAAGGUUUAUCAUUACAAAUACCUUCCAAUGAAACCAAGAAUUUCUCAAAAUAUUUAAUGUCACAUAUUAUAAGAAGUUACCUAAUCCUGCUUCUUAAUGUCAAUUUUUAAAAAUAUCUUAAAAUUACUUUGUUUUGUAGUAAACAGUGAAGAAAAGAUUGCCUCCUAAUUAUUUUUUUCAAUGAGUGCUGAAUGGGAAAACAUUUAUAUCUUACUAUAAAAGGUUCUGUUUUGUUUGGAAUCAAUGGUAGCUUUAUUGACUGUUCUGAUUGUGCUGUUUCUAAUUUAUUGAAUCUGCUAGGUUUUAUUGAUGCAGCCACCACUUAAGUGACAUAAAUAUUAUAGAAAGGUACUGUGAAAUGAUCACUUUGUGGCAGGGGUACUUUUAAACAUAAAUGUUUCUACAAAAGUAGGUUGAGUUCAUUGUAAAUAAUUGUGAAAGCCACUGUUCAAAUAAUUUUAAGAUUACAUUAAUUUUUCUAUAAAUUGGAAGAUUUAUAAAUGUUUGAAAUUGUACACAUUGAUAUUUAAUGACAAAUUUACUUAAAAUAAAUUGACCCCUUGUUCUUA